AUGGACGUGAGGAGAGUAAACUCAGUGCCCUGGUGUCCAGGCUCUCCCUUCUUGCAAGGAGGACCCUGGCUUUCCGUCUCUCCUGGUGAAUGUUACUGGCGUCCUGUUUCGUCCAGACCACCAAGGGGUGUCAUGCACCCAUUAUUUUAGAGGGGGCAUGAAGUACGUGAGGGUGGGGGGGGGUGGGUGGUCCUGCAUUUUUCAAACACCUGAAACAGCUAGAGCCAUAGUCAUUAUGCCUAAUUAUAUGUAAAACAUUUACCUCUUUUAAUUAAUGAUGCACAUCGAUUUUUUAAAGAACUUUUAUGCCGUAGGAGUUUAUUGCAACUGCCACACUGGUAUAUAGUAUCAUAACCCAAUAAUUUUUGUCAAAUGCUAGUGAGGUUGGGAGAUUAGGAACCUAUUUAGCUGGCUUGCUAGGUGGCUGGUACUACAGAGAAACAACAAAACAUUUUUGUUUUAUUUAUUCAUCAAGAAGGAAUCAAUAGGCUACGUAGCUUGAUCAAAUUAAUUUACAAACAUUACCGGCAGCUAAAAUCAAAUGAAACGCUGUGUGUGUCAUUCUGUCUCUCCUCCUCUGCUGCAUGACACUAGAUCACAGUUUUCAAACUCAUUCCAUGGAGGGCCGAGUGGCUGUGGGUUUUUGCUCCUCCCUUGUACUUGAUUGAUGAAUUAAGGUAACUAAUUAGUAAGGAACUCCUCGCACCUGGUUGUUUAUGUCUUAAUUGAAAGGAAAAAACUAAAACCUUUCUGUAUAAGCCCAGGCAUUUGUAUGUGUGUGUGCAUGUGUGUGUGCAUGUGUAUGUGUGUGUGCGUGUGUGUGUGUGUGUGUGCGUGUGUGUGUGUGUGUGUGUGUGUGUGUGUGUGUGUGCGUGUAUGUGUGUGUUCGUGUGUGUGUGUGUGUGCGUGUGUGUGUGUGUGUGUGUGUGUGUGCGUGUGUGUGUGUGUGUGUGCGUGUGUGUGUGUGUGUGUGUGUGUUUGGGGAACCAGGUUUCCAUCCAACCUUUUUAUGUAAAGUACAAGUUGGAUAAAAAAAUGUCAGGCCUGAUGGUAACAGCAAAUUUGACGGUAAACUUUCCAAAUGUCGACAAAGCAAAAUAUUCUAGACAAGGUGGGAUCUUUUUGUGUCAGUGAAAUUAAUUAUGCUAGAGAAAAGUCAGUGGAAAUGCCUUUAUGCUCAAAUAUUGAUAUAAUAACCAUCAUAUCAAAGUAAACUUGGAGUCACACAAUGAUAUGUUGUGUGGGGCUCCCACUACUGUAUUUGUAUUGUAUUUAUUAAGGAUCCCCAUUAGCUGCUGCCAAGGCAGCAGCUACUCUUCCUGGGGUCCUGCAACUACGACUCGGGAAAGCAUGCAGUUUACUUCGCUACAGAUGAAAUAAGUUAUGAUGAACUUCACAGGGUGGUGAAAGUGCACAAUGAUGAGCUUGAUGUGCCUUUCAAUAAAUAUUGAGAGUCUUAUUCUGGUGACAUGAUGAUCGAUGCUUGGCUGCCAUUUGACAAAUAAAAAUAAUAAUCUGCAUAAUAUGUAGGUAGCCUGCCCUCACUGUAUCUGCCUGCUGUUGGCUAGAGCGCACAUGCCAAGACCAGAGUGGGCACAUUCGCUAUAUAACACAAAAAUGUUUUGGUGACAAAACCAUCAGUAGAGUUGAAAAUGCGAUGGAAACCCAUUUCACUUGUACAUGGGAAUUGAACCAUAAAAGUUAUUUUUAUGUGCAGUACGUCAUCACACACAGCCUUUUAUCCACAACAAGUCAAUUUUAUGGAAACACAUCUCUGGUGGGUAAUGCGCAUAUUGUUUUUAUGCAGAUUUUAGAAUAUUAGCAUGAAAAUCUCUUGCCAAUUGGAUGGACACCUAGCUAGUGUGUGUCUUUUUGUGUACGCCUGUGGCUCCAUUCUCAUCUCUCUAUUCAUGCCUGGCCAACUGCAGUCGCUCCCGUCCCUUAUCUCCCGGUGACCAAGGAAAUUAAAUUACAAAUAUAAUCACUCGAUGCCAGUUUCUUUAACUGCAUGCCUCUGCUUUGCAUAUAGAGUGUGCUUGCUUUGGGGACGCGUGGUGUGAAGUUACUCAUAGGACUGUUUGAAAUAAUGGGCCUGGCCCUAUACCUGCCGAAGUAGAGUCACACACUUUCUUUACACUGUUGUUCACAUUGACAAAGCUAUCUGAAGGAGAAGGUUGGGGAAAGAGCAAUGUGGUGGUGAGAGAGACAGGUACAGAAAUCUGGUGGCAGAAACAUUUCUGCAUUUACUGUUUUGUGUAGGCAAGUAAUUUAGAAUAGUGUAAAGAGCUGUGGUGGGAGAAGGUAAGUAUAUCGAAACAGACAUUUCCUUGUAUAAAAAAAAAGAUUAGUAGAAAAAGGUGAUGAGAAUGAUAGCCUAAAGAGAAACUUUCCAUUGUUCUGUAUUAAAGGUAUUCUACCUGAUGAGAGAGAAGAGAGAGAGAGAGAGAGAUAGCGCGAGCAGGAGAGAGAGAGAAGAGGAGAGAGCCGAGAGGGAGAGAGAGAGAGAGAGAGCGAGAGAGAGAGAUAGGAGGAGCGCGAGCGGCGCAGGAUAGAUAAGAUAGAGAGCCGCGGAAAUGAGAAGUACAUAUCGAUCUCUCUACGCAUUACGUGCUGCUCAAGUAGCUAGCGAGAAAUCAUCUCGUCGAUCCUAUCUCCAUCCUCAGACUCUCGUCCAUUGUCUGACUCUGCAUCUCUCUCUCUCCUAGCUUCUAUGCUCGAUCCUAAUACCUCAUCUCUCUCUUCUCUUCAAUCUUAUCUCUUCUCUCUCUCUCUCUCGUAUCUGUCAGUCUACUUUCCUCAUUUCUCUUCAUAGAUUAAAUCUCUAUCUUCUAUGACUUGAAUUAACGAGAUCUCCCGUCUGGUAAUCUGUUACAUCGUCAAUUCUCUCUCAAUCUACUCUUCCCCUCUCUCUUCUCUCUCUCCCUCAUGCUCUUGCAGGACCUCUCAUACAGGUUUGUGUUAUUUAAAAUGGGUGUCUAGCAAUGAGGCGCUUCUUAUCCAUGCAAGACGUAAAUCGCUCUAGGUCUGGCUUCGAUAGUUAGAAACAUGUUUUGUUGAUAGUUGGGGGAAAAGAUACAAAAUUGAUAUGGAAAGCAACGGUAUCAAUAUCUCCAAAUCUACCCCAUCACAAAACACUUUCUUAAGCAGGUGUGUCCACACACCUAUGCCUCCUUUAGAGGAGAACCCUCAUGACCAACAGGUUGGUGUGUGUGUGUGUGUGUGAGAGAGAGAGAGAGACAAGGCAAGAAGGGCCUACUAUGCCAUCAAAAGGAACAUAAAAGUCGACAUACCAAUAAGGAUCUGGCUAAAAAUACUUGAAUCAGUUAUAGAACCCCAUUGCCAUUUAUGGUUGUAAGGUCUGGGGUCCGCUCACCAACCAAGAAUUCACAAAAUGGGAUAAACACCAAAUUGAGACUCUGUAUGCAGAAUUCUGCAAAAAUAUCCUCAGUGUACAACAUAAAACACCAAAUAAUGCAUGCAGAGCAGAAUUAGGCCGAUACCCGCUAAUUAUCAAAAUCCAGAAAAGAGCAGUUAAAUUCUACAACCACCUAAAAGGAAGCGAUUCCCAAACCUUCCAUAACAAAGCCAUCACCUACAGAGAAAUGAACCUGAAAAAGAGCCUCCUAAGCAAGCUAGUCCUGGGGCUCUGUUCACAAACAUGAACAGAUCCCACAGAGACUCAGGACAGCAACAUAAUUAGACCCAACCAAAUUAUGAAAAAACUAAAAGAUAAUUACUUGACACAUUAGAAAGAAUUAACAAAAAAACAGAGCAAACUAGAAUGCUAUUUGGCCCUAAACAGAGAGUACACAGUGGCAGAAUACCUGACCAGAGAGUACACAGUGGCAGAAUACCUGACUGUGACUGACCCAAAAUUAAGGAAAGCUUUGACCAUGUACAGACUCAGUGAGCAUAGCCUUGCGAUUGAGAAAGGCCACUGAAGGCAGACCUGGCUCUCAAGAGAAGACAGGCUAUGUGCACACUGCCCACAAAAUGAGGUGGAAACUGAGCUGCACUUCCUAACUUCCUGUCAAUUGUAUGACCAUAUUAGAGACACAUAUUUCCCUCAGAUUACACAGACCCACAAAGAAUUAGAAAACAAAUCCAAUUUUGAUAAACUCCCAUAUCUAUUGGGUGAAAUACCACAGUGUGCAAUCACAGCAGCAAUAUUUGUGACCUGUUGCCACAAGAAAAGGGCAACCAGUGAAGAACAAACACCAUUGUAAAUACAACCUAGAUUUAUGUUGAUUAAUUUUCCCUUUUGUACUUUAACUAUUUGCACAUCAUUACAACACUGCAUAUAGACAUAAUAUGACCCUUGAAAUGUCUUUAUUCUUUUGUAACUUUUGUGAGUGUAAUGUUUACUGUACAUUUUUUAUUGUUUAUUUCACUUGCUUUGGCAAUGUAAACAUAUGUUUCCCAUGCCAAUAAAGCCCUUAUAUUGAAAUUGAAUAGAGAGAUAGAGAGGGCCAGGCUGGUAAAAUAAUGUCUCCCCGCUGUAUUCUGUGAUUCAUGGUGUGUUUGCUUGCCAUUUCUCUCAAACUGGACCAGCCAACCUCCAGAAGACAACAGUCUCUACCCCUCAGUGCUCUCCCCCUUCCUCUCCUCCUGCUCCUCCUCUCCACGUCUCACCCCUUUUUCUCCUCUGGUUCUGCCUGUUAUUUCUCUCGCCAACUUGACCAGCCAGCCUCCAGAUGACGUCAGUGUCUCCCUCUCCUCUCAGUCUCUCCCUCCCCCUCACAUCAUUAGGCUGUGAAUUGGUUUAAAGAUCAGCCACUCUAAAUCAGUCCUGAAUCAGCGUGUGUCACGAUGCCAUUGUCCCCGUCUGAGCUAUGACACCAUCGUCAUUGAAAAGGGCACGGUCGUCCUGGCAUUUCCCAUAAUGGAUGUUUUAGUUAAAGGACAGGAAAAUAAUAACCAGAUCUUUGUCUGGGAGCAGCGCCGUUUGUCUUCUUCCAGGAGAGUGGAGACCAUACCAGGGGACUGUCAGGGAUUGCGGGCCCUGGGGGGCCUGGUGGCCCUGGGGGCUGGAGCUGACAGACAACGCUGCUCUUUUCACCCUCAAACAAGCAGGAUGACUGUUUUUUCUCUGUCUCUCUUCACACCUUUCUCCUGUGGUCAGCGACAUGCCCAUUACACUGAUGGAGAGAAAGAUGAGAUGAAAGACAGAAAGAAAGAAAGAGAAAAUAUCCCCAGGUUUGGGAGGAAUCGGUGCUUUCUCUGUUGGGGAAGGAUGGCUACAAGUUUUCAAACACAACUGACCAACCUCUGUAGAGUUCCAUGAUACUAUUGCUAAUAACCAGAUAAGCGUUGAAGAGCUCCACCACAUCUGUCCAGGUGUAGCAGUAGCAUACAGUAUUGGCGUCUUGAAAGAGACUGAGCACACUCCUGUAAUUGUUUGAGGAGGUUCUUCCAGGAGACACUAGCCUGCUGGUGAUGGGCUGGCUGUGUACAUUUGCAUGGAUUUCUAAAAAAGAACUAAGAGGCGAUUAAACACGAAACAAAUCCUCUGAGCGAGUGUUUACGUGGCUGGGGGUCCCCCGGCGCACUGGUGCCCCUCUCCUCACUCAGGGAAAUCUACAUUUAAUUAACACAGAAUUAAAGAGCAUUGUUUUUUUUAUUAAAGACACCAGGCUGUAUUCCCCACACUACUCCGGUGUCCCUGAAUCCGGCUUUAAUUUGAUUUGGGUUUAUGGAGAGUGGAUCAGAACCAUCUGGAGUGUCUGCCUCUUGAUCAGACCUAUGUUUUACUUCCUGGUGUGGGGUACUGUCUGUAAACAUACUACCAGGCUUCCAGUAGUGAAAAUAGAUUUAACUUCUUCUCGUAUGGGACCUCCUAUGUGUGCACGCACAUGCUUCAAAAAAUUGUACGGGCCUAGUCAUAGAAUUACUUAUCGAAUCCCUAUUAAUUUAAAGGAUCUUUGUUGUAGUAAAGAUUUGUUGUUUAACUUUUUAAAUGUAUUACCUAUUAAUGUGGCAUAAACACAACUAGUUAUGAUUUUUUUCAUCUUAUUGUCAAACAAUCACUUCACAACGCUCCUGUAAGCCUGGCUACCUGCGCACUUUCGUCCACUAAAAAAGUAUUUCCGCAUCCAUAGAGUGCACUGUGCACCCACUAUUUGAUGAAUGGAAAGAGACAUCUGUUACAAAACACCCAAAAUGUUAUGAAUGACAUUCGGUGAUUGUCAAAUAGGCCUACAAUAGUAACCUGAAUUGAUGCGUCCACUGCUGUCCGCGUGCGUCUCGCUCUCGGCCACUCAUCUCUGCCUUGGAAAAUGUUGUAGUGUAUUUCCACACGUUUUCAAGUCCAUUUGCUAAUUUUUCAUGCGACUGACAUGCGCUAAUGAUAAAUAAUAGUUUAAGCCUACAGUUUUCUUGGCAUCUUUGUUUUAAUUAUUGUGAUAGGCUCAUGUUUUACCGGAACGGCGUAACGCUGUACCCCCACUAUUUAUUUAGCCUGUACUCCCUACCUAACUACCGGACCGUACCGGCUUACUUUCACCCCUGCAGGCUUCUCUUCAAUAAAAUAAAAUCAAAUGUUAUUUGUCACAUGCGCCGAAUACAACAGUGAAAUGCUUACUUACAAGCCCUUAACCAACAAUGCAGUUUUAACAUUACAUUUUAGUCAUUUAGCAGACACUCUUAUCCAGAGCAACUUACAGUUAGUGAAUACAUAUUUUUUUAUACUGGCCCCCCGUGGGAAUCGAACCCACAACCCUGGCGUUGCAAACGCCAUGCUCUAUCAACUGAGCUAUAUACCUGCCGGCCAUUCCCUCCCCUACCCUGGACGACGCUGGGCCAAUUGUGCGCCGCCCAUGAGUCUCCCGGUCGCGGCCGGCGGCGACAGAGCCUGGAUUCGAACCAGGAUCUCUAGUGGCACAGUUAGCACUACAAUGCAGUGCCUUAGACCACUGCGCCACUCAGGAGUUCUUUAAGAAAGAAUACAUUGGUAUGGGAUUAGUAUGGGGAUUCCUUUGUAAUAAAUACGUUAUUUUAACAAAUAUGUUUCCUAUAUCAUCUAGUCUCUACAGAACAGAACAAUGUAAAAUAACAAGAUCUGCACAUAAUCAACAUAAAGAUCUUUGAGCACCAGGUAGAGGGCAAUAUUAAUCAAAUGUAUUAUAAUAUUGACAAUGCUUGCACUUGAGAGAAGAACAUUUGAGGACAAAUGGUGAGAGCAGUGAUGCUGAGUGUGUGUACUUCAGCUCUGUGUUGAAACCAUACCACUCUCCACAGGAUGACUCCAACACAGUCCCAUCACACAGGGUCACGUCGCAGGACCAGCCCCAACAAGGCCUCUAGAUGACAUCACUCACCUCCCCUGUCCCCUCUCUGUCAGCCUGUGAUUAUGGAGGCUCUACCUGAGAGGGAGGGAGGGAUGGAGGGAGGGAGGGAGGGAGCAAGUAAUGAAUCUCCAUCAUUCCAUUAAUUCACUAUUAGCAAGGUCAGGGUGAAGAGAGAGGGAGACAGCGGAGAAAGAUAAGGAGAGAGAAAGAUAGAGAGAGAGAGGGAGAAAUAGAGGGAAAGAGAGAGGAAGAGACGGAUGAGGGCAGUAUGAGUGGUUGGGACAGGGAUCUAUUCUGGCAGGUAGUGUUGAUAAAUGGCUGAGCAUCAGGGUCCUAAUGAACCAAAUCAUCUGGGGGAGGAGACAGACAGAGAGAGGGAGGUGACACACUUUUGCAAUGGUGUGGGUGUGAUGGUAAACUUGAUAACCUCAGGUCAGGGUAUAUACAGUGCGUUCGGAAAGUAUUCAGACCCCUUGACUUUUUCCACAUUUUGUUACAUUACAGCCUUAUUCGAAAAUUGAUUAAAUAAAUAAAUAAAAACAUCAAUCUAGACACAAUACCCCAUAAUGACGAAGCAAAAACUGGUUUUUGGAAAUGUUUGCAAAUGUAUUAAAAACAUAAAUACCUAAUUUACAUAAGUAUUCAGACCCUUUGCUAUGAGUCUCGAAAUUGCACUCAGGUGCAUCCUGUUUCCAUUGAUCAUCCUUGAGAUGUUUCUACAACUUGAUUGGAGUCCACCUGUGGUAAAUUCAAUUGACAUGAUUUGGAAAGACACACACCUGUCUAUAUAAGGUCCCACAGUUGACAAUGCAUGUUAGAGCAAAAACCAAGCCACGAGGUCAAAGGAAUUGUCCGUAGAAUGCCGAGACAGGAUCGUGUCAAGGCACAGAUCUGGGGAAGGGUAAUAAAAACUUUCUGCAGCAUUGAAGGUCCCCAAGAUUACAGUGGCCUCCAUCAGUCUUAAAUGGAAGAAGUUUGGAACCACCAAGGCUCUUCCUAGAGCUAGCCGCCCGGCCAAACUGAGCAAUCGGGGGAGAAGUGCCUUGGUCAGGGAAGUGACCAAGAACCUGAUGGUCACUCUGACAUAGCUCCAGAGUUCCUCUGUGGAGAUGGGAGAACCUUCCAGAAGGACAACCAUCUCUGCAGCACUCCACCAAUCAGACCUUUAUGGUAGAGUGGCCAGACAGCAGCCACUCCUUAGUAAAAGGCACAAGACAGCCCGCUUGGAGUUUGCCAAAAGACACCUAAAGGACUCUCAGACCAUGAGAAAUAAGAUUCUCUGGUCUGAUGAAACCAAGAUUGAACUCUUUGGCCUGAAUGCCAAGUGUCACGUCUGGAGGAAACCUGGCACCAUCCCUACGGUGAAGCAUGGUGGUGGAAGCUUCAUGCUGUGGGGAUAUUUUUCAGCGGCAGGGAUUGGGAGACUAGUCAGGAUCGAGGGAAAGAUGAACGGAGCAAAGUACAGUGAGAUCCUUGAUGAAAACCUGCUCCAGAGUGCUCAGGACCUCCGACUGGGGCAAAGGUUCACCUUCCAACAGGACAACAACCCUAAGCACACAGCCAAGACUACGCAGGAGUGGCUGCGGGACAAGUCUCUGAAUGUCCUUGAGUGGCCCAGCCAGAAUCCGGACUUGAACCCGAUCGAACAUCUCUGGAGAGAUCUGAAAAUAACUGUGUAGCGACGCUCCCCAUCCAACCUGACAGAGCUUGAGAGUAUCUGCAGAGAAGAAUGGGAGAAACUCCCCAAAUACAGUUGUGCCAAGCUUGUAGCGUCAUACCUAAGAGGACUCGAAGCUGUAAUAUCUGCCAAAGGUGCUUCAACAAAGUACUGAGUAAAGGGUCUGAAUACUUAUGUAAAUGUGAUAUUUCCGUUUAAAUAAAAAACAUUUCUAAAAACCUGUUUUUGCUUUGUCAUUAUGGGGUAUUGUGUGUAGAUUGAUGAGCGGGAAAAAAAAAACAAUUUAAUCCAUUUUAGAAUAAGUCUGUAACGUAAAAAUAUGUUGAAAAAGUCAAGGGGUCUGAAUACUUUCUGAAUGCUCUGUAGAUAGAGAGUGGUACAAACAGAGUGUGCAAGCUAAGGUAAUUAUAGAGUAAGAGAGAAAAAAUAAACUAAUGGCAGAAGCACUGAGCAUUCUCUAAUCAUGCAGUUCAAUGUUCCUGAAGCUACAAUAUAGGCUACUUGGAAAAAUAUAAAACACAAUGUAUUCAGCCUACAUCGUUGUCACCAUAUUAGCUAAUGUCAAGUCAACAUAGCUACUAGAACUAACGCAUUAGUGAACCUGCUACAAUCAUGCAGUACAGUUAGCAAGCAGUUUAGCAGUUACACCUGCGGGCCCCGGUGGCAAUAAAUGAAUAAAAUCAAAAGCUUACCUUGACUUGGAAGAGUUCCAGUGUUGGAUAGCCAUAGCCAUAGCCAGCUAGAUAACAUAGCAUCCCUUUCUGUUUGGGUCGGGUGUUUCAGUAGGCUAAACUAGCUAGCUGCAUCUGCUAGCUAAGUAAGUGAAAGUGAAAAAAAUAAGAAUAUAGCUAGCUCUCUCUUUUUUGGUUUACCUUCAGUUUUUAGAAUAAAUUAAUUUGUUCAAAACUGUUCAACUAUUGUCUUUCUCUCUCUUUGAGUCAACUACUCACCACAUUUUAUGCACUGCAGGGCUAGCUAGCUGUAGCUUAAUGCUUUCAGUACUAGAUUUAUUCUCUGAUCCUUUGAUUGGGUGGACAACAUGUCAGUUCAUGCUGCAAGAGCUCUGAUAGGUUGGAGGACGUCCUCCGAAAGUUGUCAUAAUUACUGUGUAAGUCUAUGGAAUGGGGUGAAAACCACGAGCCUCCUAGGUUUUGUAUUGAAGUCAAUAUACCCAGAGGAGGAUGGAAACUAGCUGUCCUCUGGCAACACCAUGGUGCUACCCUACAGAGUGCUGUUGAGGCUACUGUAGAACUUCAUUGCAAAACAGUGUGUUUUAAUCAAUUAUUCUGUGACAUGAAUAUAUUUAUUAGUUUUAUCUAAAAAGGAUAACUUUUCACAAUUUCUAUUUUUAUGAAAUUCACUGAGGAUGGCUCUCCUCUUCCUCCUCUGAGGAGCCUCCACUGGAAUGUACAGUCUGUAUUUAAAAUUCAAAAAGCACUUGUACAUUUGAAUUAUCUUAUUGCAGGUGCGUGGGAAUAAUGGGAUUACUUCAAAGAAAAGAGAAACCCACACAUUGCUCUUUCUCAUAUCACUUUUUUUAUUCAAGCUUAUGUGUCGGCCUCUUGGUCUUCAUCAGAGCUUGUCUUUUUUUGAUCAUGCAGUGUGUCAUAGUAAGAUGGACCACUUAACCUCCAACAUGUGAGAAGACGUCCACAGAGACCUUCAGCACCGUGGACAGCGACCCAUGUCACGGCUCUCCUUACAGGGUCGACACAGGAAGUAAUCCAUCACCCUCCUCCUUUUCCAGUCCUUCUACUUGUCCCCAAAUCCACAUUCAUAACAGUCAGCUCCAUGCCAGGUGUCUGUCUCUGCCAGGUUGUAUUACCAUACAUACAUCAACCAGCCGUUGAGUUGAUCAAUAACAAGUCAAUCAACAGAGGCAGAGAGAUGGGCGUCUCAGGGGGUCCCCAACUGCUUGUUAUUAGACAGACAGACAUCUGCAGCUUUUUCUUUUUGUCUUUCUGUCUAUCUGUCUGUCUGUCAGUCAGUCAGUCUGUCUGUUUGUCUCUUUGUCCAUCUGUGCUUACCUAUAACUAUGCUGUACAUAGGGUUGGGUUCAAUGGUUAAAUUGAGCCAGAGCUACCCAGAGCCAAGCUCCAGCACCGUAUGGGUCCAAAGAGGAGUAGGAUAGAAAGUUGGAUAAUAGUACCCUAACCCUAGAAUGGUAAUACAUUAUACUUACAUGAGUAACACUAACCCUAACCCUUACCCUAACACUAACCCUAAACCUAGCUUAAUGUCCACACCCCGGUUCAACCCUAACCCUAACCAGAGCUUCAUGUCCACACCCUUGUUCAACUUUAACACUUAUCCCUCCAAAUACAGCUCCCCCACUUCCAAAUUCCCAAUUUGAAUGCUGGGUUAGGUCUUCAUAAUCCAUCAUCGGUUCCUAUACAGAUAUCUACAUGUCCACAGAUAUGGUGUACUGCAGAUCUUUAAACUUUUGCCUCCAAUUUAUUUAUUUUUCAGAUUUGUCUAUCCUUGCCUUUUUGUGUGGCCCAUUGUAUCCCAGUCAACUAUAAUUACAUAACCUAACAUCCUUCUCAACACUCAAACACAACCACUAUACAGAACUGUCUAAAUUACACAACAAACGCCACAGUCUGUGUUCCCCCUUCCGGGUCUGUGGAACAGUGGAAGGCAGAGAUGAGUAGGAUAGAACAGAUACCAAACGACUCCACUGCUUCUGCUGGGGCCGUUCACUGUGUGUCUAAUGACUUGGCAGGCAGAUACAGCACAGCGGCGAAGCAAGAGGCUCCCCAGGCGAAGAGAUACCACAUUCAUCCUCUGGAUGAAUUUUAACAAGACUGAUCUUGGGCAAAUACUGUUUGUCUGUCUGUGUGUUUGUCUCCACAGAGAUAACAUAUUAAAUAGUGCUCUCUAAUUAGUGCUCCAUCUUAAUGGAGACAUGGAGGGAGGCGGGUUUGGAUACAAAAUGAAAGGUAUUACUUGAUUGCCCCCAAAGCAAAACAGAAUCAAAUGAAAGAUCAAGUUCACACUCCAGUGAUUGUGUCAUUUACAGUAAAACAGUCUGUCUUCUUGGUAAGACUGGAGCCAGCAUUAAUCUGAUGAAUUAACAAAGGUUCACUGUCCAACGGCACACUCAAUAUUAUGUUUGCAUUCUUCCCUCUGAUCUUAUUUAAUUGAAUUACUGAUACAGUUGGACUGUAUCACUGACUUGAGGAAGCAUCCAUUAUUCUUAGACUAUACAAGACUGUACAACAAUGUAACUGCUCCUCUGUGUGAAAGUAGGGCUCUACUGGCUAUAUACUGUGUUCUCCAUAAAAACCCUGCACUGGUAACCUUUCACCGCUCUCCCUUUCACAGUUUGGACCACCUGGUUGAGGUGAAUCCACAGAUGGAGGGUGGUAAAGGGGGAGGGGUGACACAGAGGAGUCCCCACCUGGUGAGGAGUGUGAGGUGUUAAUCUACUGGUAGUGCGUGUGUGUGUGUGUGUUUGGGGUUAACCUCAUAUUGUUUUCUGAUCAGCUGCCAGUGUCUCAGGUGGCAGUGUUGGGGUCUCCUAACAGGGUAUAAAUACCAGAGGGAGGAAGAGAGGGACAGACAGAAAGAGAUCCUUCCCAUGGAGUAACAAUCCAUAGUUGGAGACACACCAAGCCAAGAAUCAGCCCAAGGCCCAGAGAUAGACAUAAACAUACACACACACUGUGCAGGCAGUGACUCCAAUUCCCCCCUGUGCCCCCAUGCGGAGAGGAGCCCCAAGGGAACCGACGCCAGCUGAGACUGAAAAACAAGGUAAGAGCCCAGCUCUCUCUCUCUCUCACACACACACACACACACACACACACACACACACACACACACACACACACACACACACACACACACACACUCACACACAAACACACUCACACACAAACACACACACUGGGUGACUCAGCUGUUAGACUCUGAGGAAAGUUCAGUCUGAGCGAUACAGAGAGAGCUGAGAGUAAAGCAGACCUCCAAACUACCCAGGGAACACACACACUGGGUAUAUACACACACAUUGAUGGAGAGAAGGAAAAUGCCACUAUGGGCACGCCAAUGGUGUGACAUGGUAAGAAUCGGAUAGUUGUUUAUUUUUUGGUUUAAUUGAUGUAUUGAUAGUGGAGCUACUUGAAUGUAUAUGAAUGGACAUGGGUUGAAAUACCAUUGCAAAUGUACAUUGAUAGUCACAUGGUAUUAUUGUAUAAGGGAGCUACAAAGUAGUUGACUAUGAGAAUGUGGACGUUGUUGAAGUCUUAGCCCUUCAAAAUAACUACUUCAGGGUCCACUUGGAGCAGUUUCCUCUCAAUUCGAGUGGCAUAUAAAGAAUAUAGGCCUAUCCCUGUAUAAUUAUUUUUCUGAAAUGAAAAAUUCUUUAUUUUCCUGGGUGCUCUUAAUGCCAGUCAGAGCCUCCUGGGGCUCCAAUUCUGUCUCCAGCCUAGAAAAUGACGAAUAGAAGUGAUUGACAGCCCUCCAGGGAUAGGUGUGUCCAUUUAGCAAUUUUACUGUGUCCAAGGCAAGAAUUGCCACAGCAGUUCCCUGAGCACCAGGAUUGCGGGAAGAUAGAAAUAAAGUUUGUUUGGUAGUGGAUCGAUCCCUGAAUGUCUCAUGCAUUUUACAGAAGAUCUAAAUGCCACUUAUGGUAUAAUACAGAACUGGGUCAGAUCUCAGAUGUCCACCCUGUUCACGGGAUUCCAGAGGACCUUGUACAAAGAUUCCACCAGAUUUAAAUUAAACUGGUAGGACUAGGACUGUUCAUCUAACUUCUCCCCUAUCGCUUCUUCUCCCAUCUCUCCUCUCCUCUCCUCUCCUCUCCUCUCCUCUCCUCUCCUCUCCUCUCCUCUCCCUCUCCUCUCCUCUCCUCUCCUCUCCUCUCCUCUCCUCUCCUCUCCUCUCCUCUCCUCUCCUCUCCUCUCCUCUCCUCUCCUCUCCUCUCCUCCUCCAGAGCCCUUGCUGACACUAUGGAGGAGGGGACCCUGGAGAAAAAUGCUCCCCGGUGCUCCAUGCCGGCCGAGCUCCAUCACCCCUACUCCAAGUUCUCAGACUGGAAGUUCAAGCUGUUCCGGGUCAGGUCCAUGGAGAGGGCCCCGCUGCCCGGGGAGACGCAGCCCGAGAGAGGGGCCUUGUCUGGGGUUGUGGCCUCUGCACCCCUGGGGGAGACGGUGGGGGAUGUGGUGGGUCUCCCAGGGAGUGUGAUGAAGCUGUGCCUGGGGGGUAAGAGCAAGGAGAACGUGGAGGGGCCGGGAAAGAGAGUGGACCUGAAACUCCAGGAGAUGGACACACACAUGAACCACCUCAGGUCAGUCGAGGAAGUGGAGUGGUUUUUAAUCAGUAACAAGCUCUGAAAUGUACUUUCACUCUGUUUAAAACAUACUGGAAGAUCAGAGAGACAAACUUUUGGUCUAUGUAAUAUCCUAACGUUCCUGUGUGUGUGCAGGUGUCUGUGUCGUCUCUGUGGCGGGGCCCUGAGGAAAGCCAAAGGUCCAGAGCAUGAGGUCCAAGGGCUUCUGGACGAGGCAAGCAGGAGUGCCCUGCGCAGGAUGGGCUGCAAGGCCACCAGCUGGCCAGAGGUCAUCCUCAAGGUCUUCAAAGUGGACGUGACGGGGGACAUGGAGGUCGUCCACCCGUCGUUCUUCUGCCAGCGCUGCUGGACAUUGGCCAUGCGAGGAGGGGGCUUCUGCAGCUUCUCCAGGACCCAUGUCCCUGAGUGGAGACCCCACACCACCCUCUGCCUCCUCUGCCACCCCAAGAAACCCUCACUACAGAGGAGAGGGAGGAAGAGGAGGAAACCCACUCGUGGAGCCCAACGCAUGGCCAAGAGGACCAAGUGGGACCUCCAGGAUAACGCUGCUACUAUUGGUGAGAAGAGAGCCUGGAGAACAGUGACAGAUCCUCACCAGGGACCUGGACUUAGACCCUGGGUGAGAUCCAGCGUCCAGAGAGCUCAGUGGGUGAAGAGCAUCACCCUCUGCCAGAAAGAGCACCUUAGUGUCAGACUGCUGUCCGAGGACCUCCCUGUGGACUUCCUGAGCUCAGUCACUUGUCAGGUGUGUGACCACCUGCUGUCUGAGCCCGUCCAGUCCCCCUGCAGACACCUCUUCUGCCGCAGCUGCAUCGCUAAAUACAUCUGCUCUCUGGGUCCCCACUGCCCGGCUUGCACCCUGCCCUGCCGCCCUGCCGACCUUACUGCCCCAGCUAAGGGCUUCCUGGGGGUCCUGCACUCCCUGCCGCUGCUCUGCCCCAGAGAGAGCUGUGGGGAGCAGGUACGGCUGGACUCCUUCAGAACCCACUGCUUGGGUCACCAGCUAGAGGAAGAUAAUGGGGAACAGAGGUCACCAGAGAAGAGCCUGGACAACUUCCUGCCUGUCAACAAAGGGGGGAGGCCCCGACAGCAUCUCUUGUCACUGACGAGGCGUGCCCAGAAGCACCGGCUGAGGGACCUGAAGACCCAGGUGAAGGUGUUUGCAGAGAAGGAAGAAGGUGGAGACACCAAGUCGGUGUGCCUGACCCUGUUCCUGCUAGCUCUGAGGGCAGGAAAUGAACACCGGCAGGCAGACGAACUGGAGGCCAUGAUGCAAGGUAGGAGUCUGGACAUUCAGGAGCUCACACAUAGAACAAACAUGAUCUAACGUAAUCACAGGCCUUGAGCCACUUAUUGUUGAGAUUCGAGUAUUGUAUAUGUUCAAAGAUGCAGUUCACAUAAACAUUGACAACUACCCACUGUGUGGGAUAUUUGUAAAUGGGAAAUCUUGUUACACACUCUGUCCUCUCGUUCCUCUCCCUCGCUCUCCCUCUCACACCCCUUUUCUCUCUCUCUCUCUCUGUCGGUCUCUCUCUUUCUCUCACCCCUCCUCUCUGUCUCAACCCCCCUCCCCUCUCACCCCCUCUCUCUUUCUCUCCCCCCUCUCUCUUUCUCUCCCCUUUUCACACUCUCUCUAAUGCACAAUAACAACUCUUGUCAACAACAUCAGCACCACUUGUAUCUGCAAAUUAUACAGGCAGCACCGUACUCCACUCUGGGGAAUAGCGGCCAGCUGGUGUCUGUUUUCAUCUGCAGCCAAUACAUCAGUUUAUGGCAGCUUCACUGAUUCACCCUGCUGUCCUCUGCAUAACAUUCAUAAUGACAGCAAAUGCAGGGGUGCAAUUAAGAGAUAUUCCAUACUGAAAUUAUCAUCAGAGUGCUAGAAUUAACUAGUGACUGAGGUCGAUGACACCUCUCUCAUUCAUAAACAAGUCUUGGUACUCAUAAUACAUAAUAUCUGCCUUUAUUUCUCUCCAUCUCUCUCUCUGGCUCCAGGCAGGGGCUUUGGCCUGCAUCCUGCUGUGUGUCUGGCCAUCCGGGUCAACACGUUCCUGAGCUGCAGCCAGUACCACAAGAUGUACCGCACCGUCAAAGCCACCAGUGGGCGCCAGAUCUUCCAGCCCUUGCACACCUUACGUGCUGCAGAGAAGGAGCUCCUCCCAGGCUACCACCCCUUCGAGUGGCAGCCGGCCCUCAAGAGUGUGUCCACAUCCUGCCAUGUGGGGAUCAUUGACGGGCUAUCAGGGUGGGUCGCUUCGGUGGAUGACUCCCCAGCAGACACAGUCACGCGUCGGUUCCGCUACGACGUAGCCCUGGUGUCGGCCUUGAAGGACCUGGAGGAAGACAUCAUGGAGGGGCUGAGAGAGCGAGGCCUGGAGGACAGCGCUUGCACCUCGGGCUUCAGCGUCAUGAUCAAGGAGUCCUGCGAUGGCAUGGGGGACGUCAGUGAGAAGCAUGGUGGAGGGCCGGCCAUCCCGGAAAAGGCUGUGCGUUUCUCCUUCACCAUCAUGUCCAUCUCUAUUCAAGCUGAGGGAGAAGAUGAGGCGAUCACCAUUUUCCGGGAGCCCAAGCCCAACUCAGAGAUGUCCUGCAAGCCGCUCUGCCUGAUGUUUGUGGAUGAGUCGGACCACGAGACGCUCACAGGCGUCCUGGGGCCUGUGGUGGCCGAAAGGAACGCUAUGAAGCACAGCCGUCUCAUCCUGUUUGUGGGCGGCCUUUCUCGCUCCUUCCGCUUCCACUUCCGGGGCACGGGCUACGACGAGAAGAUGGUGCGAGAGAUGGAGGGUUUGGAGGCCUCUGGCUCCACCUACAUCUGCACGCUGUGCGACUCUACUCGGGCAGAGGCCUCCCACAACAUGACUCUCCACUCUGUCACCCGCAGCCACGAUGAGAACCUGGAGCGUUACGAACUUUGGAGGACCAACCCUUAUUCUGAAUCAGCUGAGGAGCUGCGAGACCGAGUCAAAGGCGUCUCUGCCAAGCCCUUCAUGGAGACCCAGCCCACACUGGACGCCCUGCACUGUGAUAUCGGCAACGCCACCGAGUUCUACAAGAUUUUCCAGGAUGAGAUAGGGGAGGUCUAUCACAAGGCCAACCCCAGCCGGGAGCAGCGUCGGAGCUGGCGAGCAGCCCUGGACAAACAGCUGAGGAAGAAGAUGAAGCUGAAGCCUGUGAUGAGAAUGAAUGGGAACUAUGCACGGAAGCUGAUGACCCGGGAGGCAGUGGAGGCAGUGUGUGAGCUGGUGCACUCAGAGGAGCGUCAGGAAGCCCUGAGGGAGCUGAUGGGGCUCUACCUCCAGAUGAAGCCUGUGUGGCGCUCCACCUGCCCGGCCAAGGAGUGCCCAGACCAGCUCUGCCGGUAUAGCUACAACUCCCAGCGCUUCGCAGAGCUGCUCUCCACCGUCUUCAAGUACAGGUAUGACGGCAAGAUCACCAACUACCUGCACAAGACCUUGGCCCACGUGCCAGAGAUCGUGGAGAGGGAUGGCUCCAUCGGGGCCUGGGCCAGCGAGGGGAAUGAGUCUGGGAACAAGCUGUUCAGACGGUUCAGGAAGAUGAAUGCCCGCCAGUCCAAGACCUUUGAGCUGGAGGAUGUGCUGAAGCACCACUGGCUCUACACAUCCAAGUACCUGCAGAAGUUCAUGGAAGCUCACAAGAACUCUGCCAAAGCCCUGCAGGCCACCAUUGACACUAUGGAGAGUCAGGAGACACAGGAGGAUGCUGACAUGUCACUGGAUGUCCCAGACUUUUGAAAAUAUUGUUUUAAUUUGACAUUUCUUUGGAACUUUAUGGAUUACAGGAAUGAUAUGUUUUAGCUGGAGCAUGUCUAAUUAUAAUCUGUCUGUACUGUACUGUUCUGCAGGGGCGGACCAAAAAUCGGUCCUGGCAUUUCUAACAUAUUGGCGCAGUUUUGUCCUUGAGGCCCCCACACCGGCACAUUUUUUUCCUCUAGUCCCCCACACUGACAAUUUUUUUCCCUUGAGGCCCCCAUUAUUAGCCAGAUAAUUAUCAUUUUGUGCAAAAAAAUCAAGUUAGACAUGCCCACUAGGCUAAAAAUGGACCAGCUCAUGUAGCAUUUGCCCGAAAAGCCAGAUGGCCAGUGUGACCCUGCUGUUCUGUUUCAAAUGUAAUAUUUACUCUACAAUAUGAACUAUGUAUUAGUAGUGAUGUAAGAGUAAGAUACUUUAUUCUGUAAAGACAUUAUUAUUAUUUGUUAUAAUCCAAAAAAGGUGGCACUUAUUUCUUUAAUUCAUUAUUUACUUUGAGGACAUUUGAAAAUGCUUUCUACCUUAAAUUUAAUUUCCGUACAUAAUUCCCAAAAUCCCUUUAAUUUUAUAUUAAUAUUUUAUAUUAGUUCAUUAGUUCAUAAUGAUUUGAUGAUUUGAUAGUUGGUGUUUUAUCUCUGGGUGCCUGUGAAAUAUGGGACAGUUUAUUGUAUUGCAUGGGUUAUGACACAUCCAUGAAUUUAUCCAGUGAUGUUAUUUAUGGGAGAAAAUGAAAGCACUGUAAGUCAUGGAGGGGAAAUUGUGUUAAAGGAGCUCACAUUUAUGAUCAGUGUAUUAGUUUAUCUCCAGUGCUGGAACAAAAUGGAAUCAUAGAGACUCAAAUUGUCCUUGUUUCAGGGCUGCCUUCUAAAAAAUAUUGCUUUAGAGCAUUAUAUUCGGGUCCCCGAAGUCCAAAAUGGGGGCCUGGGUGACUUUGAAACCAUCUUUAUCUGUUUUAGCGUUUGCACAGUGAAGGAGAAAUAAUACCAUUCUACCUCUUCUCAUAAAAUAAAAUAUAAACUGACCUUUUUGUUGAUCGCAUGAAAAUGCAGUAGGGUCCAUUACUAGGCCUAACACCUUUAUGCUUGCCUCAAGAAGUAUUUAGAUUCUCUUUAUUGAAUCCUCACACGCCCUGGCUCUAUGUCUCUUCUGGGGCGCAGAACAGCCAUCUGCUUUAAGAGGAAACUAAGGGAAGCAAGUGAGCCUUGAGGGGAACUGAAUUGAUUUGAUCGUUUAUUUGUUUGAUUGAUUGGUGUUAUUGUUUAUCUCUGCCGUCACCGUUGUGACAGGCAAUUUUUUAUAUUUGACACAUUACAUGUUCUUGUUCUAUUUUACUGUCAUGACUUUAACCUGAUGAUGUACAUAUUUUCAUAAUGUCUAAUAUUUUGUUUAAACAGCAGUUACAGUCACAGAAUAACAUCACGUUUUACAUGACGGUAUGUUAAAUAUUAUUAUUAAAUUGCAUUUGCUACAUGAAGGAUGAUGGAUAUGGUUUGUGUGAAUCUCAUAUCAGCAGUGUAUUCAAUCUGCUGGUUUGUCAUGUUUCAAGCGUACAUUUAAACUCAGGAAAAUAACAACUGUUGCCAAAAACACUCACUCAUUUUUUUGUAUGCCUGUUGCACAUUUGUUCACUGUUCAUUUGUUUAAUGUGUUUGUGUUUGUUCAUUUGAUUUGGUGGUUUUAUUGGCCUUUUUUAUAGUUUGAUGAUUACUGAAUGAAUUGUUCAUACCUCUCUACAAUACUGUUAAUGUACUGAAAAUGUAGCAAAGAAUUUAUCACACUAUUAAACUUUCCUGUAUUCCAAAUA
Molecule: messenger RNA, 19825 nt
Organism: Coregonus sp. 'balchen'
Lineage: Eukaryota; Metazoa; Chordata; Actinopteri; Salmoniformes; Salmonidae
Source: the annotation of a GenBank genome assembly